Propithecus coquereli (Coquerel's sifaka) is the source of this 2112-nucleotide messenger RNA. RefSeq names its product leucine-rich repeat LGI family, member 3 (gene LGI3). NCBI's taxonomy places the organism in Eukaryota, Metazoa, Chordata, Mammalia, Primates, Indriidae. The coding region runs from base 15 to 1655 and encodes 546 amino acids. The record is from RefSeq and is a predicted model, not a curated record. The transcript is spliced from 8 exons. Gene Ontology annotation, biological process: regulation of exocytosis. Gene Ontology annotation, molecular function: protein binding. Gene Ontology annotation, cellular component: synaptic vesicle.
AGCUCGCAGGAGGCAUGGCGGGGGCGCGGGCCAGGCGGGGCCCCGGGCUGCUGACGCUGUCUGCCAUCGGCUUCUGCCUGAUGCUGCAAGUCAGCGCCAAGAGGCCCCCCAAGACGCCCCCCUGCCCGCCCAGCUGCUCCUGCACCAGGGACACCGCCUUCUGCGUGGACUCCAAGGCGGUGCCCAGGAACCUGCCUUCGGAGGUCAUCUCCCUGACGCUGGUGAAUGCCGCCUUCUCAGAGAUCCAGGAAGGAGCGUUCUCCCACCUGCCGCUGCUACAGUUCCUGUUACUCAACUCCAACAAGUUUACGCUGAUUGGAGACAACGCCUUCACAGGACUGUCGCACCUGCAGUACCUCUUCAUCGAGAACAACGACAUCUGGGCACUAUCCAAGUACACCUUCCGAGGGCUCAAGUCCCUGACACACCUUUCACUGGCCAACAACAACUUGCAGACACUGCCCAGAGACAUCUUUCGGUCCCUGGACAUCCUGAAUGACUUGGACCUGCGGGGCAACUCGCUCAACUGCGACUGCAAGGUGAAGUGGCUGGUGGAGUGGCUGGCACACACCAACACCACGGUGGCGCCCAUCUACUGCGCCAGCCCACCCCGCUUCCAGGAGCACAAGGUGCAGGACCUGCCCCUGCGGGAGUUCGACUGCAUCACCACGGAUUUCGUGCUGUACCAGACCCUGCCGUUCCCAGCAGUGUCGGCGGAGCCCUUCCUGUACUCCAGCGACCUCUAUCUGGCUCUGGCCCAGCCAGGGGUCAGUGCCUGCACCGUCCUCAAGUGGGACUAUGUGGAACGGCAGCUGCGAGACUAUGACAGAAUCCCAGCCCCCUCGGCGGUGCACUGCAAGCCCAUGGUGGUGGACAGUCAGCUGUAUGUGGUCGUGGCCCAGCUGUUUGGUGGCUCUUACAUUUACCACUGGGAUCCCAACACUACGCGCUUCACCAAGCUGCAGGACAUCGACCCGCAGUGUGUGCGCAAGCCCAACGACCUAGAGGCCUUCCGCAUUGACGGCGACUGGUACUUUGCCAUGGCUGACAGCUCCAAGGCGGGUGCCACCAGCCUCUACCGCUGGCACCAGAAUGGCUUCUACUCCCACCAGGCCCUGCACGCCUGGCACCGUGACACUGACCUUGAGUUCGUGGACGGCGAGGGCAAACCACGGCUGAUUGUGUCUAGCAGCUCCCAGGCGCCCGUCAUCUACCAGUGGAGUCGCACCCAGAAGCAGUUUGUGGCCCAGGGAGAGGUGACCCAGGUGCCUGACGCCCAGGCUGUGAAACACUUCCGUGCCGGCCGGGACAGCUACCUGUGCCUCAGCCGCUACAUCGGUGACUCCAAGAUCCUGCGCUGGGAGGGCACCCGCUUCUCCGAGGUGCAGGCCCUGCCCUCCCGGGGCUCGCUGGCCCUGCAGCCCUUCCUCGUGGGUGGCCGCCGCUACCUGGCGCUGGGCAGCGACUUCUCCUUCACCCAGAUCUACCAGUGGGACGAGGGGAGACAGAAGUUUGUGCGGUUCCAGGAGCUGGCCGUGCAGGCCCCUCGGGCCUUCUGCUAUGUGCCCGCUGGGGACGCCCAGCUGCUCCUGGCCCCCAGCUUCAAGGGACAGACGCUGGUGUACCGACACGUGGUGGUGGACCUCAGUGCCUAGGGGCGUGCCGAGGCCUCUGGGCUCCUGGGGGGGAGGCUCUGAAGGUUGGGUGGGGGCCUCCAUGAGCAGCAGAUGUGCCCGUGUGAAGACACGUGGCCAGCCUACACCCGUGCCCUCGCAUACGCACAUCCCGUGGGCACAACGCACCCCAUGCACCGGCCCGGAGAGACAUUUAUCAUCUCUGCAGUCAGCAUGAGCACCUGUAUACGCACCAGGCACACCCAGGACCCCUGUCGCCCAGUGUCCCUCACCCCACCUGCACCCCCCCUCGCUCUGCUUCCCUGCCUCGUGCAUAUCGGUGGUGCCACUGGGGUGCUGGGGAGGGGACCCGCCUGUCCUCAGGCCUUCUGACUCUCUGGUCUCUCUUGUCGGUGCUCCGGGUGUUUGCUUACCUGCCCGUGUUCCUCACUGCGGUCCGUGGCUGCUCACCCCUGCCUGCCCCGUCUGCAGUUCCAUG